Molecule: messenger RNA, 7868 nt
Organism: Eriocheir sinensis (Chinese mitten crab)
Lineage: Eukaryota; Metazoa; Arthropoda; Malacostraca; Decapoda; Varunidae
Product: apoptosis-resistant E3 ubiquitin protein ligase 1-like
Exons: 8
Coding region: 1022-3847 (941 amino acids)
Biological process (GO): protein polyubiquitination; negative regulation of apoptotic process; proteasome-mediated ubiquitin-dependent protein catabolic process
Molecular function (GO): ubiquitin-protein transferase activity; protein binding
Source: RefSeq, a predicted model, not a curated record
UCAGCUGAGUGUUUACAGUGGUCAGCUGGAGGACAGCCAUCGAUUGCCACUCUUAUUUGGCAGCUAAAGGAAUGACUGACGUGGCUCUUAUUUGACGACAGGAGGAGUGAGGGAGGCAGACGACCCCUCCCACAGGAUCUGAGGACGUAUGUGAGGAGUCUGGCAUGACGUCCUCCAGCUGCUGGCAUAACUCUCCUACCGCUCUCUCUUCCCUUCACAAACACUCUUCCCUUUCCGAGUCACCAAACCAACCUCAAAGAACCUAACACAAGACCUCAAGACCCCUCCGUAUGUUUGGGCGAAGUGUAGCAUCUGGGUGUCUGUGCGAGGGAUGCAACUUAUAUCUUGGAGGGAGUCGAGAGCUCUGCAGUUAUUACAAGUGAGGGCAGUAGUGGGUGGCUCAGGGACGUCGAGGCAAGUGUGGGGCGACUAGGGUUCUCACACACGUGGGUCAACUGGCCACAACGGGACGACGCCAGACAAGAAACAGUUCUGCGAUGUAAAGUGAAACGGCGCUUGUUCUUCCCGCAGACUUUCUCAAGACGGGUAUUUGCCAUAGAGCGGAAUGCAUAAUAAAGGAAUGCAAUAGAAUAAGGAAGUGUGAAUAAGCAGAAGGAGGAGGACCUACGAAGCGAUACAAAGCUAAAUAGAUCAAAAGAAGAAGAAGAAGCAGCAGAAGACGAAGGAGGAGGAAAAGGAGAAAUAGUAAUAGAAGAAGAGGAAGAAGAAUAACUGAAACCUCCCUUACCAGAACUGCAUCUAUCAGCGGAAGCGAGGAACUCUGCUGAUAGGGACCAUAUCCGACUCCAUAGUAAAGGCAGAAUCAGAGAAUUGCGUACUCCUCUACUCGUUCUUGUGCCCAUGAAUGCGUGUGAGAGUGGAUGUUGAAACCUGAAACACGGGAAUCAUGACCUACAUCGAUUUAUCACCAACGAAUGUACGCCUAAGGGGGUGAGAGGGUGAAGGGGUGAGGCUAUCGGCGCUGAAGGAAGAGUAGGAGCCGCCGAAGAGUGUGAGGAAGAUGGAGAUGAGCAAUGUGAGUGUCCUGGUGGUGAUGGCGGCGGUGUUGCUGAGUCAGGUGUUGAUGCCCUACCUCCGGGGGCCUCUCGCCUACAUGCAGCCCGACCUGGUCACGUGGUUGCAGGAUAGUGACCUCGAACACCUCGCCUCAGCUUUUGUUGACGAAGGGGUGUGGCGGUUGGUGGACGUGGUGGAGAUGGGCCCCCUGCGCGGCGUACCACUGGGGGAGCAGGAGAGGGCCGCCGCCGCCGUUUACGACCUCAAGCAACGCCUCAUUCUGCAACACUUCAUGCAGCAGAAUGGCGCCGAUGCCAGCCUGCCCAGACUGGAGACCCUGGGCGUGAGGAGUCUGAAGGAGGCCGUGUAUAUGGCAGAAGCCUUCCCCUUGGAGUUCACGGAGGAGCGGGACCAGCACCUUCAUGACCUGCUCCACGGCCUGCCAAGGGAUAAGAAGGAGCUGGAGGUGCUGGGGGAGGAGGUAUGGACCCAGGUGGCCGCUAUGCACAACCUGCCCAGUGCUCGCUUCGGCUUCUUGCCCACGGUGUUAUGUGGUGUGGGGAGUGUGGUGAUCCUCGGGUUGGUGUGGGUGAUGACUCGACGCAGCGCUCCAAAGCCGGGUCUGCUCCACCUCUUCACUGGAAAGUACCUCCACCCCCAGCGCUGCUCCACCACCUUUCAAUGGGAGGACCCUGCGCCUGUUGGUACCACCGUCUCCUUCACCGUCCAGUUCUUCCAGAGGAAUGGCCGGCCGUACCCAAUCAGUGAUGCAGACGGAGUGCUGGUGGAGGUGACGCAGGGCAUCCACAAGGUUGGAGUUGUGACAGAGCUUGGAGGGACGGGGGAGACGGAGAUCAACACUGCUCGGUGCAAGUUCACGGCACGGCAGGCCGGCCAGUACAAGGUGUCCAUCCUGCUGGCCAACCAGCACAUCCGGGGCAGCCCCUUCGUCAAGCACUUCCUGCCGGGGCCUCCAGACCCCAGCAAGAUUGUGAUGGUGCAGCAUUGCUCCACUGUGGUCUGCACAGCGGGGCAGCCUCACCACAUUCUCAUUGAGCCUCGGGACCAGUACCACAAUGUGUGCUCCUUCCCGCCGGGGCGCCCCGACACCCACAGCUAUGCCAUCUCCGUGGUGGAGCUGGAGGGGGGUUGGACGGUGGACCCGGGGGCAGUGAUCCUCUACGACCACACGUCACGCCGGGUCAGCAUCCAGGUGACCCUCCAGCACCCCGGCUGCUACCGGGCCCACCUCACCUACCGCUCCACCACCCUCACCAAUGGGACCUUUGACAUCAUCGUUCUCACAGCAGAGGAUUCUCAGCGUGUGCAGCGCACGGUCAGCCGGCGGGCACACGAGGGGCACGAGGCAAGGCUCCUGGCCUACAAUGGAACCUUGCUGAACAAACCAAAAAAGGUUUACUGUUAUGUGACUCCAAAGCAGCUUAUCAUCAAGGAGUUCGUGCUGAAACUGAUCCCCAAACGAGUUUGCACCUUCAGGCUCUGUCCCUCCACCAAGUUCCUGUUCACCGGCACCAACAACCAGAGCGGGCUGCCCACCAUGAGCAUUGAUGACGGCUGCCAACCGCUGGUGUGUCUUGCGGGCCGUGACCGCAACGUUGUGGCUGCCACCUUCACACAGUUUAUGCUCAAGAAUAUUGGUGGCUCAGAGACCUUUAAGGACAAACAAGAUCAUUUCUACCAUGAGGUGCGAAAGUUCCACAGCAAGCGCAUGCAUGACCGGAUCCCAGUGACAGUGGUGCGUGAACGCCUGCUAGAAACUUCCAUGAAGGCCACCAAAAGUUUUACUGUUGCUGACUGGUGUAGAAACUUUGAAGUAACCUUCCAGGGAGAGGAGGGCCUGGACUGGGGCGGGCUGCGGCGGGAGUGGUUUGAGUUGAUAUGUGCACAACUGUUUGACAGUGAGAAUGGCCUGUUUGCCAAUUUGCACGAAGGACGGCAAGCCUUGGUACAUCCCAACCCUGACCGUCCUUCUCACCUCAAACUGAAACAUUAUGAAUUUGCCGGCCGGGUAGUGGGUAAAUGUUUGUACGAGUCAGCCCUGGGCAGCGGGUACAGACAGACCGUCCGGGCCAGGUUCACCCGGUCCUUCUUGGCUCAGCUGAUUGGCCUGCGGGUGCACUACAAACACUUUGCACAAGACGACCCAGAGCUGUACACAUGCAAGAUACAGCACCUGCUGGAACACGGUGUUGACCGACUGGAUGACCAGCUCUUCUUCACAGAUGAAGUGUUGGUGCCUUCAGGCCAGGUGCGCACCGUGGAGCUGGAGCCCGGCGGAGGCUCGCGCCUCGUCACCAACGAUAACCGUCUGCAGUACUUGGACGCCAUUGCCCAGCACCGCCUGGCUGCCCGGGUGAGGAACGAGGUAGAGGCUUUCCUCUCUGGCCUUAACGAGAUCAUCCCUGACAACCUCCUCUGUAUCUUUGAUGAGAAUGAGCUGGAGCUCCUCAUGUGUGGCACGGAGGAGUACAGCAUUGCAGACUUCAGGGCCAACCAUGUUGUCAACGGCUCCUCCUCUGAGUUUGGCCGUGUUCUUUACUGGUUCUGGACGGCCGUUUCCAACUUUACAGAGGAGGAGAUGGCCCGUCUGCUGCAGUUCACAACAGGCUGCUCCAGGCUCCCCCCCGGAGGCUUCUCGCAGCUCUCCCCACACUUUCAGAUCUCAUCAGCCCACACCUAUGGAGUGCUGCCCACAGCCCACACCUGCUUCAACCAGUUGUGCUUGCCAGACUAUGACAGUUAUGAGCAGUUUGAGAGAGCACUACUGCUGGCCAUUAAGGAAGGAUCAGAGGGCUUUGGCAUGGUAUAAUCUUCCUUGCCACAGCCCAGGUUUGCAGUGUAGGCUUUUACACCUCAGUUACCUUCCUCUCCUUUUGGGUUGUGACUCUGUGGGAGAGGAAGGCGAGGAGGGCAGAGCCUGUGGACGAUGCUAUAAACACAGAUUCUGGUUUACUGACAUGUGGCCUUUUCUGGCUCCGUUGUUUCCAUUUUAGUAACUCAACCUCACCAUAACAACUGAAAGUCCUCAAGUGAGCUGCUGUGGUGGGUGUGGGUGUGGGCGUGAGUGUGUGGAUGUGUGGGGUGGAUGGAUGCGUGUAUGUUAGGAGGGAUGCUUUUGUGUGCACAUGUAUACAUGUCUGCAUGUUUGCAUUAAAAACAAUGAACUUGAACUAGAAAACCAAGCAUAACGAAGUUGUCCGUGCUGUGAUAGCAAACUUCAUCCUCUUGAAGGGCAUAAUAUUAAAGAAUUGAUUGUUACCUCAGUGCAUUGGGUUUGUAGUACUUAAGCUCCUGAACUAAAGUGAUGCAUGUCAAGAAUGAACUUCAUGGAAAAGUUAUCAAAUAUGUUUGUUCCAUUUUCUCACCGUUAGAGUAAACAGUAGAGUGAGUGCUGCUGCUGUGUGUAGUGAUGGCAGGAGAAGGAGCUUGUAGUGCUGUGUACAGUCUGCUCCCACACUGAACUCUUGAAUGUCUGAGGUUUGAGCUCUCCAUAUUACUUUGUGGUUCAAGUAGUAUCAUGUGCAGAGUGUGGUAGUGGAGUGUAGGCUGCAGUUAUCAAUGAAUAUGGAAAGUUCUUUCAUUCCAGCAUGACAUUAGCAAUCUAGCUCUCUAUCUUGUUUGCAUCUUUAGACAUAUUUACCAUGUAUAUUUGGGUAUUAGUUGAGCACUCAGAUGAUAUAUAAUGAGUCAAAUAUUUUUGUUUCCUUGAGAUUAUUUAUAGCAUAAGGGAGACAGAGCAACUUUUCAGAGGCAAGAAACAUGAAGAAUGUAUUGAUGGUUAAUUACUAAUAAUGUAGUUUAUUGCAUUCAGACACCAAACAGCACUCUCUGAUUAUCAAGUUUUGUUUAUGUUCAGACUGAAGGUGCUGGCUCAGAUUUUUUUACAUCAUCAUGUGAGCGGCACCGUUGUGGUAUUCAUGACAAAUCUUUCUCAGACGGUGGAAAGCUUGCCAUGCAUUCAUGACCUGCUGAAUGUGACGCCAACUUAUGCCCAGGUAUAUGUAGUAGUUGUUAUUAGUGAUGAAAUGUAAGAAAAGUAAAAAAAUAAGUGACAUUGAUGAAGCGAGUUUGACGGCCCAUUGCCGGGCACAGCACUGUCUUUCAAUCGUCUGUAACUAGAGUAUCUUGAGCACAGGAUAUCUGCACUCACUUGAAGUAGAUCACAUUCCAAACUGUUGACCAAAAUAGAUUCAUUAACAAACUGUUAUGUCCUGUAAUGAUAGAAGUACUUGCAAUUAUAUGUAAGUAUGUAACAUAAACGUUGUCUCGCAUAUUCCAAGAAUAUGGAGUCAAGGAAUUAGUCUUUUUCUUACUCUUUAGAAGUACAACAAUGAUAUCUAUUGGUUGACACUUGGUGUGAAGGGUGUGAAGGUUCAGCCCUGGAGUGGCGGCGAGAGAGGUGAAGCAUCCACAGCCAAGGAUGAUGGCGGAGGAGCCUCUGUGAGGAGUCACCCCAAAGGCCUAAACACGAGACAAAAUGAUUGAAGCCAACACACACUCUAAGAAUAAUAUGAAUUAUUCAGUAAGAUUAACACUUAGUCUUGUGAGCCAGACAGACACAAACAUGGGGCAGUGAGUUGUCUGUCAUCUUUGAUUCCACUGAUCAUGUGCACUUUGUGUCUUCCAGUUAGAGUGGACCACUGCCAACAAUUUGCAAUGUAAAUGCAGUUACCAAGCACUGUUAUAGGGAGAUCCCUAAGAAGACUCAUAUAUCACUUGAUUUUGUGAAACAUAAAUCAAACAAAGUUAACCAUAUCUUAUAGUCUAGAAUUGUUGGUGAAGUGCUUUAUUGUAUUGACAGAAUUUAUGUACAGCUAUACGUAUGUACCAAAUUUUCCUUGUUUAAGAGACAUAUAUAUUGAAGAACCAAGCUUAAAAGAACACAAGUUUCUUAAAGAUUAAGUCGGAUUGGUGUAAUUUUAUAUUAUUUCUAAAUCAUUGGUGACCAGUGAGGAUCAGUCGACAAAACUGUUUGGGAGAAGGAAGAAGUAAGCGCUCGGUUCUCAAAGGCAGCAGCUGAUUUGCUUGUAUUCUCAGUAAUAGUUCUGUGGCCUGAGGCUUGUCAAGUGUUAUGUUUAGUGCCAUCAUAUUGUUAAACAAGUGUUCAUGGGCUGUUUUUUAUGAUCAUGUUUUCUAAACUUUCUGUCACACACUAAAUUCUGGUAUUAAUUUUAUCUUGUAACUCAAGCUUUCCUCGUCUUUGUUUUUCACUGUAUGCACGUCGUGUUGAUGUGCUUCCUGGAGCAAAGUGCAGUCCAUUGGCUAGCUCUCAUAGGUGUGAUAUUUGCCUUCACUGUUGACAGACCUUCAGAGGAACAAGUUCAUCUCAAGCGCCAGGCCUGACUCUGUGAUAUCUUUGGAGCUUUGGAGAGUGUGUCGUAUAUAUAGUUUGGUUUAGCACAGCCUGUACACAUAUAUGAUCAAAGGAGCAAUCUCUUAUUUUUCUCUCAUUUAGCAUAUCAUGUAUUGUUAAGGAGCACUCAAAAUAUUAUUAGUAAGUGCAUAUAAUGCAUCAAAUUGAAACUUUAUUGCUUUCAAUAACUUUUUUUAUGAGCCAGCUUAUGUUUUGAAUCUUUGCUUGGUAUUGUUCACACAAACACCUGUUGUCUAGCAUCAUGGAUUUUGAAGCAGCAAUCAAAGUAUCAGUUUUGAAUGCUUAGAAAACCUAAGCUGAAAAUAUAUGUUGUUUUCAGCAGCAGUGUAUCUGGUCAAAGGUUUUGUUAUUUUUAUCAACUUAACAUGACAAUAUUUACACAUGUUCAUGUUAAUUCAGCCAGUUAAUAUUGACUAACUAAAAGGACACCAGUGACAAUAGGUUUGCAUCCACGUGGCAUAAUGAUAUCCUUUUCUUCAUGGUAAUCAGCAUUCCUAAGUUAAUUGCAUUUAAAUAGUAUUUGUAUUUAUAUUUGUAAUAUGUUAAGUAUAUUAUUUUUCAUCAUACUUUUUCUGCUCAGGGUUUUGGUCCUUACCUGUAAUUAUUUUGUUCUGCAUUUUUGCUUGCCUGCGUGUCUGUGGUCAUAGAUACCGGACCCAGCAGUGUGUGUGGCUGUUGUUGAUGCAUUGUCUGGAAGGAUCAGUUCAAUUCCUCUCUCUGCUCUCAUAACUUACAAGACAAAAGUAAGCAGCAGGGGUGUUGAUUUUAUAGUCAACACCUUGAUAGUUUUGAAGUCUCAGUAGAAGCCAUAGCCAUAGAGCAGUAAAGCUUUCAGUGAAGCUGUCAACUAACAAGGAAAUCUGUCCUUUUUGAGACUUGUUUUCCUUAUGCACUAUUAGUGUGUGAUAACCAUGUCAGAAUAUGAGUAAUGGAUGAUCCUCACAUUCUUGUCAAACUUAUUUUUGGAUGGCAUUAAUAAUAUUGUUUUUUGGUGAGUUUGUCAUUUUGCUGCAUCACCAGUGGCUGUCAUUGGAGAUGGAACUGUCGUGUGUUUUAUUGGGUGCAAAGGAUCAGUUAUGGUGUGGCAGAAUGAAGCAACUUCCUUUGCUUCAUAUGAGUGGAUUAUAGUCAGUUUUGUUUCACCAAUACAUCUUUACUUUAGUUAUUCAGUAGGCACACAUCUAGUCAUUGAAAGUUACACACACACACACACACACACACACACACACACACACACUGUGAAACACGUUUUCAUGUAAAAUAUAAGUUUACUUGAUAUAAAAGCUAAUGAAGGAUCUAUUUGCGAUUCUCAAAACACAGCAAGCGAGUCAUGUAUAUAUAAAGUGUAUAUUCCAUAGAUGUAUACUGCAUAUUUAUUUCUUGUAUAAAGGUUUCAUUUAUAGGGAAAUGCUUGUUUUUUGUAAGACUUUAUAAAAUAUAAAAAAAUUAAGUUUGA